GCUAGCAAAACCAGACCAACUUCAAGUAAACAUGGCGGAAUACAAUCCGUUUUUCGCCGACGAGGAUGAGGAACCGGUGGAGGACAGCAUCGUGGCCGCUGUCGAGUCCCCCUCAUUGGGCCCGACAGACGAUGGCGACACGGACACGCCGAUCGUCGACACCGGUUCACCCAAGAGUAAAACUGCUCCAGUGACCGCCCUGAGCGGUCAUUCGGCCGAGCCGAGUUACGAUGCAAUCGCUGCCAAGUUUCUGAAGGAUCGGAUGGUUUUGACGGCAUUGGAGAUGCACACUGAACUCAUCGAGAGCGGCCGUGAGCUCCUUCGCCUCAGGGACUAUUUCUCCAACCCGGGAAACUUUGAACGGCAGGAAAACACCUUGCAGCUCAAUCCAUUACAUCGCACAUCCAGUGAGACCACGUUCGACUCGCUGGACCUGGCCCGCUAUUCCGACGAUGGUGUCAACCAGUCGGACGAUAAGCACGCCGUGCUGGAGUUUGAGCUACGAAAGGCCAAGGAUACCAUCAAGGCAUUGCGGGCUAACCUCACAGAGGCAGCAGAGAGUGAAGUUCCAUCGCCAAUCCACACCACUAAGACAGCUGAAGGUGUGAUAGCAGAGGACACCAUGAAACCUCUGGAGCGUCGAGCUCUCAACUUUCUCAUCAACGAGUUUCUACUCCAACGUGACUACAAACUCACCUCAAUCACAUUCUGCGAUGAGAAUGAAGAACAGGAUUUUGAUGACUGGGACGACGUUGGCCUGAACCGUUCCCGUCCCCCGGACCUGCUGCAUCUAUACAGGGAUUACAGCAGGCACGUCAUCCCUGCCAAGGAGACGGCCGAGGUAGGAUGCGGGGACGACAGCAUCUUGGCUGAGCAGUCGGAGGAGGUUGAGGCCGACCUGGGAAUGGCCAUGGACGAGGAGAGAGAGAAACUGGAAGCACAAGUCUUACAACUCAGCGAGGAACUCGCAGCCUAUGCUGAAGAAAACCAAAGUCUGAAGGAACAAAUGCAGAAGAUGCAAAAGGAUGUUGAUGCGUUACAGACGCUGAAAACCUCUACUCCUGGCGUCAGCCCAAUCGGUACUCCGCAUAAAGCAUCAGAUGCAUACAUGAAGAGAACGGGCACCGCCUCGGACUCAACAGAAAGGGAAGCACCAAAUACCAGACCCGAGGAUGCUGGGAACGGAGAGGACCUGCCGGACCUGGCCAGCAACUUACCGGAGGAAGAUGCCGACAGCAGAGGUCACAUGACCACGAGACCGGAGGACAACGACGGGCAGGAGAGACCGACGAAAAGGAACUCGUCCCCAAGGGAAUUAACACCCUUCCAGCAAGCCAUUAACGAAGCCGUCUUGCCGGUGAGAGACGUCACCCAGGCACGCCUACGGGAGGAAGUGUCGCGUAUCGCUGACGACGGGGCGGGCGUGGUCCAGAUGCUGGCCCGGUGCCUACCUCACAUCGUACCCAAUGUCCUCAUCGCAAAGAGAGAGGAGCUAGUUCCGCUCAUCGUCUGCACGGUCACGCUCCACCCUGACCCUAACGAGAGAGACAAACUUCUCAAUCUGCUGUUCAACCUGAUCAAGAAACCUGAUGAAGAACAGAGGCAAGUGAUCCUGAGUGGUUGCGUGGCGUUUGCCAAGUACGUGGGCCCAGAGCGCGCCGAGGCCGAGCUCUUACCUCAGUGCUGGGAGCAGAUCACCCACAAGUUCCCUGAGAGACGGCAACUAGUGGCCGAAUCCUGUGGGGCCCUGGCUCCAUACUUACCGAAUGAGAUCCGCAGUUCCCUGGUGCUGUCCAUGCUGCAGCAGCUUCUGCAAGACAAGACGGACUGCGUGAGAGAGGUCGCUGUGCGAAGUCUGGGUCUGGUCUUCUCUCUGACUGAAGACACAGAUAAGUACAAUCAAGGUCUAGAGCUAGUCCUGUCCACACUAGAAGAUCCCUCGGAGAGCGUGCUUGGAGCAACCAGACAAGUAUUCCUGCCGGCCUUCGCAUCCUGGGCCUACAGGCUGGGGCGUCUGGAGUCCAACCUCAUCACGGCCGUACUAAAGAGACUGGAACUAGCAGCUAUUGAUCUUCAGCGAGCCAGUCGGGAGUCCUCGGUGGACGAGAGAAAGCUUCAACUCUUCAGCUCCACCCUGCAGUGUCUGAUUCCCGCCCUCUUUGCCUCGGUUCUCUUGGGGGCGCCCUUCGACACGGAGGAGGAGCCUUCCGGCGAAUAUGAAGAAGUCCUGCAAUUAGAAGUGACUCGGUUUCCCAAGCCCCUGUGCCCACUUCACGAUAUCGCCGUCAUUGUCGGCGACAAGCAACAACUGAAUGCCCUGGUGCAGCAGUUUGAAAGGUACCUCUGUCAGUCUGACUCGGUGGAAGACUGGACCGGCUACACGUGGGUCCUGAACGAAUUCAUUCCAAGGUUACUGGAGGUGUUGGGGCGUCUGGAGGCUGUGCACAGAGACAGCGUCAAGUCAAUGGCCAAACUCUUCCUACACAUCUGCAGAACGUUUGGCAAAACGUUCACAGACUCAAAGAUAAAACCCAAGUUCCAAGCAGUAUUGAAUGUGCCAGAGGACCAGUUAGACUCGGAGACCCUACUUCAGAUGCCAAUCACACGGUCCACCCUCCCGGUCUUUGCCUCGGGGGUCUUGGGCAGCUACAACCGGGAAGAGGAUCGCAAGCAGCUGUCUCAGUUCCUCCAGGAGUCGUUGGUCACGUUGGCUGUGAGCGGCGCUCCGCUGGACAGCAUCAGGGUCACAUUCUUGGAAUUACACACCCACCCAACGUAUCAUGAGUUACUCCUGGCCGCUCUUUGGAGCUGUGUCGUCCACAAAAAGCCCGCGGUCCGGUCCGCCACAGCCAAGCUGUUUGGUGCGCUAGUCAAGGGCAUCAAUGAGUCGCUGGUAUCCGGCAGGGUGGUUCCCGCACUCAUCACAUUGUCAGGGGACGAGGAUAUAAAUGUCAAAAUAGCCACCAUUCCAGCUUUCGGAACCAUCCUGGAAAGUACAACUCAAAAAGAGACCCUGGACAGAGUGUACUCCCAGUUCCAAACCUUUCUGGAUGAUCCACUCUACAAAGAGGAGUACAGCUUGCUGGCCGAGGUCAUACUCACUUUUGGCAAGGUUGGACCCAACGCAGAACCCAAAUUCAGAGAUGAGUUUGUCCUUCCACGAUUGGCCGCCAUAGCCUACACCAAUAACAACACAGCCAAUGAGACACGGCGAUCUGUGCUAGCCAUGGCCCUGUUCAACGCCUACAGUGCGCUGUCGUGCUGCUUCAUCUCCAAUGACCUCAUCUGGGAGUCCAUGUUGCCGGGGUUACGUUGCCUACGCACGGAUCUCGACAUUGUUUCGCCAGAGCAUGAAGCUGUGGUUGCAUCUAUGAUCAAGGAGUUCGAAGCCAAACUAGGAGGAAAAGAAAGGUCUUCGUCGGUGACCAGCAAUAGUGCAAUGACCUCGGGCAGUUUCCACAGCCCCCUGCCGCACAUGAGCGAAGACACCAAGCGGACGCUGCUCAACAAGAUCGGCGCCCAGCGCACCAAAGUAGCCAACGUCUUUCACGCACGCAAGAAGUAACAAGUUGGUAUUUUUCAUAUGCUAAUUUAUGCUAAUAGUAUGCUAAUUGAGGCUAAUAAUUUUGGCACCAAUAGUAGAAUGUCAUUGAUCCUGGCCAUCCUGGAUCCUUCAUAAUCCACUAGGAGGGUUUUUGAAGGAUUUUGUAGGAUUGAGGAAUUUAAAGCCAUCUUCAGGUCGAUGACCCAGACCAGUUUGGGACUGACUUUUCAGGAUAAAGCUGCCCCUGAGCUACGACCGUCGGGAAUAUAUCAGUCACCAAUUUUUUACGUCCUGAAUGUAACUACGUCGAUAUUAAGACAAUCGGCAUCAGUCGGCUCAAACAAAAAAAUCAAUAGUCGCAAGAUGUGAAAAUUGUCAACUUCUGCGCCGCGACGGAAUGCAGCGGGUAUACAAAAAAUGGCCAAAUGAACAGCCGUGGCCGUGGAAGAUUGUUUGGUUGUUAUCAACACGCGUACCACCAUUUUGAGGAAGUCGCAUGAUCACGUCUAUGCCGCGGAAUCGUCGCGUCACGGGGUGAGAGUGUACAUGUCAUGUUUAAAAUUGACCAGUUUUUAUAUAACUUCCCCGAACAGGAUGCUGCUUAGUGCCGAAACAUUGUUGUAGCCAAAAAAAAUGUUUUUAGCCGAAAUGCUGUAGAGGUAAAAAUGCUUGUGACUUGUGGUCGUAUUUGUCGGUGAUUUUUUUUCUACCGGCAAUGUUCAUUUGCAGAGCAAUAUCCAAGUUAUCAUUCAUUCCACGAAAUUGCGCCCAGAUCCUGUGAAAUGAAUCGUUUUUACUCCACAAAGGCCUCAUAGAUUCAGUUGCCGGUGGCUGUUCGGGAAAGCUCAUUUAUAGUUGGCUUUUUUUUGCCAAUAAAAAAAUUUAACAUUGCCGAUUUUUUUUUCAAGUCAGAAGGAAAGGCUUUCCAAUGAAGCUUGGUUUCUUCGUAGAUUGUUUCUAUACAUUUCAGUACUGAAUCUAGAAAAGAAAAUGAUUUCUCAAAUGAAAACUGUCCCGCACGGCAGCAAUGCUAGUAAUUUUGUUUCGCUUCGUAGUUCCACAAUACAUAGACAUAUCACUUGUAAAUUACUCUUAGUCAGCUUAUAUGCCUGUUAAUUGGCUAAAGGUAUCAGUGCCUGCUAAUAAAGAAUCACGUUCACUGCGACAGUACUAUUCGCUUUUGAAAUUGAGUUGAUGAAAUUUGCUAUCACCAUAUUUGCAUAUAUGCAAAUCGAUUUUUAGUACCUAUAAUAUCACAAAAAAAGUCUUUGGUUGCUUUUGAAUCAGAGUGCGUGGAAUCAGGCAAAUUUAGUAUUUAAAGGGACACUGCGUCCUGAAUACGCCCAAUUGGGCUUCAAAACGCGUUUUGAACAAAAUGAUGUUAAUUGGAAAGAACGUUUAAAAGUAGGCUAUAAACAUCCACACAACUAUACGUUAAAAACUGGGUGCUUUUGUAGUAUUCUUGUAUUAUUCGUGUGAGACUUUCGGGGUCCACUUUU
This is a messenger RNA of Patiria miniata (bat star), 5043 nucleotides long. RefSeq names its product RAB11-binding protein RELCH-like (gene relch). Bases 32 to 3565 code for a protein of 1177 amino acids. The transcript has 26 exons. Gene Ontology annotation, molecular function: protein binding. NCBI's taxonomy places the organism in Eukaryota, Metazoa, Echinodermata, Asteroidea, Valvatida, Asterinidae. The record is from RefSeq and is a predicted model, not a curated record. Gene Ontology annotation, cellular component: recycling endosome; trans-Golgi network. Gene Ontology annotation, biological process: intracellular cholesterol transport.